AGAGGAACAGUCAUAUAUUUAUAAUUUACAAAUUCAUUCAAAUUAUAAUUACAGUUGGCAAGACAGAAACUGUGAGGUAAUAGCCUUGAACAUCAGAUAUUUAACAAGUUUCAUAAAUGGCAAGCGAUUACAUUGGAUUUGCCAAUUUACCAAAUCAAGUUCACCGAAAAUCAGUUAAGCGAGGUUUUGAAUUCACAUUAAUGGUAGUUGGUGAAUCAGGACUUGGCAAAUCUACUCUUAUCAACAGCCUAUUUUUGACUGAUCUUUAUUCUGACAGAGAAAUUCUACCUGUGUCAGAACGCCUCAAGAAAACUGUCAAUAUAGAAUCAUCAACUGUUGAAAUAGAGGAACGAGGAGUCAAAUUGAAGUUGACUGUUGUGGAUACGCCAGGAUUUGGUGACAGCCUUGAUAACUCCGAAUGUUAUAAACCAAUCCUGGAUUACGUAAACAAUCAGUUUCAUACGUAUCUCAAGGACGAAUCGGGUCUUAAUCGUAGAAACAUCGUAGACAAUCGUGUCCAUUGUUGUUUCUAUUUUAUCUCACCAACAGGACUUCAGCCUAUUGAUAUUGCAUGCAUGAAACAACUCCACAGUCGCGUCAAUAUUGUUCCGGUCAUCGGGAAGGCAGACACCUUGACGCAGAAAGAAUUGCGUGAAUUAAAGAAAAAGAUUUUGUACGAAAUUGAUAAAUAUGAAAUCCAGUUGUAUCAAUUGCCAUUUUGUGAUGAGGAUGAAGACGACGAUUUUAGAAAGCAAACUGAAGAAUUACGAUCCAGCAUGCCUUUCGCCGUGGUUGGCAGCAACGUUACGGUGGAAGUCCAGGGAAAAAGAGUUCGUGCACGACGCUAUCCAUGGGGAAUAGUGGAAGUGGAAAACCCAAAACAUUCAGACUUUAUUAAACUAAGAACAAUGUUAAUCACACACAUGCAAGAUCUAAAAGAGGUGACCCAAGACGUGCACUACGAGAACUACCGGGCAACGUGCCUCUCGACAGAUGGUAACACAACUCUUCAGAGAAGUGCAAGAAGAGAUCGUGCAAGCUUCAAAACAGGCGAGGUAAAGGACAAGGAUAAAAUUCUCGAGGAAAAGGAAGCCGAAUUAAGAAAAAUGCAAGAAAUGUUGGAAAAAAUGCAGCAAAAGAUGAAAGAAGGGACUCAGUCGUAAAUUUAAUCUACUUUUCAUUGAGAUAUUUCGUUUCUCCUUCUUGAUGUAAUUGUGAGAAUAUUUUGCAAUACGUACAGUUUUUGAAAAGUUAAUAUUUGUUCGUUGUUUGUUUUUUAUUAAAUACAAAAAAUAGCAAUGAA
Molecule: messenger RNA, 1303 nt
Organism: Xenia sp. Carnegie-2017
Lineage: Eukaryota; Metazoa; Cnidaria; Anthozoa; Malacalcyonacea; Xeniidae
Product: septin-2-like
Exons: 12
Coding region: 117-1163 (348 amino acids)
Biological process (GO): regulation of exocytosis; cytoskeleton-dependent cytokinesis
Cellular component (GO): septin ring; cell division site; microtubule cytoskeleton
Molecular function (GO): GTPase activity; GTP binding; molecular adaptor activity
Source: RefSeq, a predicted model, not a curated record